ACCAAGGAGAGCCUGCUAUUCUAAGAGUUUAUAGCUCCCUCUCAUGUCCGGUGGGUGAGUGACAGUGAGAGGCAGGCAGAGGGUGUUUCUCCAUUGCAUCUUGGCCAGGGACAGCUGACUGGUUGGGAUCUAAUUGCUCUCAAGUGAGGUCAGCAGGAGGCAUUUAUCUAAGCAGAGUGCACAGCGACAGUGGAAGAUGCACAGAGUCAGCCUGCCAGAAUCAGGGAGACAUCCAUGGGAAUUGACAAAAGCUUGCAGCUCUUGCUUAGCUUUACUGCAUUACUGGGUUUGGUUUACUGAGACUACAACUUUAGAACUAAAGAGUCUUCAAAUUAAAACUCUUGCUGAAAGGGAACACACAUCUGACAACUCCUGUCAUCACUCAGAGCACAUUGAUAUCCUGCAUAACAUUUCCUGAACUGGAUUAUGACGUCCCUUGUCGGACUAUGGUCUCAAGAGGAUGGAGCAGUCAACGCACACCGUCACUGAAGACUAAAGAGAGACAUCAACUCAUAAUACUGUCACCUGUCUUCUUCUUCACACCACUCUCCAGCUUCAGCCAACGCCAACCAGCUUCACAAAGUCUCCUCCACAACUACCCUGUCGAAACGAUCCACUAGGAAUCCCUGCUGCAGGAACAGGGACCUGGAGGUCACAACACAAGGGUCAGGGGGUCGCUGCGCCGAGGGAUAGCGCACAAAUCUCUAUCUCACAUUUCAGUAUGUUGUUCAUUGAUCCCCACUGCAUUGUAUUAUAAUGCGCAAAUGGAUGCUGACAUGGAACCUUCAAAAUCUGUUCUCGGGACUGUACCUGCAUGCAAUCUUCCUGUUCGGCAGUGUGUGUGUGGUCUACAGUGACUGCACUCCAGAGCAACUUGCCGCCAUCAUGAACUGCUCCAAACACGAGCGCCACACCAGGAACUAUGACUACAUGGAGGGAGGAGAUGUGCGCAUCCGACAACUGUUCAGCCGCACACAAUGGUUCCUAACAAUUGAUGACAAUGGUAACAUCAAUGGGACUCAAGAUCCCACCAACUGCCACAGUAUCCUGGAGAUCAGGACAGUGUCUGAGGGGGGCAUACUGGCUAUCAAAGGCGUGAAGAGUCAGUAUUAUAUCUCUAUGAACAAGGCUGGACAGCUGCAAGGCAAGAGGAUCUACAAUGAAAACUGCAACUUCAAGGAGGUUUUCCUAGAAAACUACUUCAAUGCUUACUCCUCUACAAAGUGGACUAAAAAUGGCAAAGAAAUGUUCAUAGCCUUGUCUCAGAAGGGAAGGCCAAUGCGAGGGAAGAAGACCAGGAGGGAGCACAUAGCAUCUCACUUCAUUCCUAUGAAGUGCAGGGAGGAGGAGAGGAGGGUGGACUGAAAAAGCAGAGGACUAAUGAGUCACAAAUUGUGUAUGAUUUCAAUCGCAUAUUAUAUAUGUUAACAGACACAUAUAAACUCAUUACCAACAUCACGCUCCACUCUCCUCCAUUUCUAGACUUGUUUUGUUAUGUUCCAUAAUAUGUUGUAAUUUUCAUAAAGCAACAGAUAUCAGAUGGGCACAUUAAACUAUUCCAAACAUCCUGAAAUAAGAUGUUGAAACAAUACAAUACUGAAAUAUUUGAAAUAGCUGGUACACAAACUGUAAAACCACUAAAGUCUACUCAAUGUUAUUGUUAUUUUGACUUUAAUAUUAUAUUUACUUAUAAAACAGUUAAGUGUUUUCUUAUAAAACAGUAAAAUGUAUUAUGCGCAGUCAGGACUGUAUCCUUUUCCAAAGAUGCCAGAUGAGGAGACCUGUAUGAUCAACAGAAAGGUCCAGAAUAGAGAUUUGGCUUGACAAAGAUGUGCUGAAGCAAGCUGGACUUGUCUUUUUUAAUGGUACAAGUGCUCAGAGCACACAAAAGAGAGGCACAAUGAAUUACAAUAGCAUGUUCGGUAAAAUUUGAGUAUGUGAACAAUCUGUUUGUGAAUGAUCUGUUUUGAUCUAUCUGUCCUUCCUGCAUUGAAAACGCUGGUCAAAUGCAUUGCAGCCUUUCACUGAUUAGCUCUUCAUUAUCAAGGUUUGAAAUGCUAAACUAUUGUGCUGCUGCUGAAAAGAUAUCCAGAUUAAAAUACAAUGUGAACAACAUAAUAAAUAUGUAUGCUACGCAAUCUCUUUCCAUCAGAGUAAAUAAUCCUGUACACUAAAAGACCACAAAUUUAUUUAUAAGGAGAUUUUUUUUUUUGUUUGUGUUAAGACAUUCCUAUUUUUAGUAAGCAUGACUAAGACAAAAAUGUACCAGGAGGACCAUUUAUUUUUACCACACCUAAUCAAAUACUCAUUUCAAUCUCUCUCUGCAUGAUACCACUGCAAUAUCCCAAUACUGGAGAUAACAUUACAGUACCUUGUUAUUCAUGGUUGUAAGUUAUUUGUCUUAUUUAUAUAAAACAGAUGAGUACUAUGUUAAAGUGUCCCUUUUCCUUAUAAUGUGCAUUGUUCUACCUGGAUCAUGUAAUGUGCAACUGUUGAAGUACAGUAUUAAAGAUUGUAAUAAUGGGUUAUAUGAUCACUAGGGGGUAUAAAAGACUCCAAAACAAACUCACAGGAACUAUCUUAUCAAGUUCUUUAGGUUAACAUGUUAAUUAGCAAUUGCCUACUUAGACUUCCAGUAGAAAGAGAGCAACAUAGACAUCUUUGGUGCCAUUUUUCUAAUAUUCACAAGCACCUUUUCCUGCUUUGGUCUGACAGUUUUUGAUAAAAAUAAAAAAAACUUUUCGUCAACACUCUGUUGACACCAUUAUUUCACACCAGACACCUGGUAAUGUACAAGCCACAGUGUUGAUUCUUAGGGAAUUGGGAGUACUAGCAACAAUUUCAAAUCAUAGAAAGUCAUUUGAUUCAAUGUUAAUGCAAACAAUAUAGCUCCAUGCAACUUCAGGAAGAAAAUCUGCAUAUGAACCAUGCCUUUAUUCUGCCGUGUAUGAAACUAUGAAGCUGAGCAGCGAGUUCUGGCGUAAGAUGAAAAGAGAAUUGUACUCUGCUGACACACUGUGAUAAAAAAAUUCAACACACCCUCAAUAAUUCAAUAAAUAUGAUUUGAGAAAUAAAUGUUUUUUUUACUAUGCACAUGCUGACCAUUACUAAGAAAGAUGACCUUGUAUUCAAUCACAACUUUUUAAAUAUCUGUAAUCUCACGUGGUUUGGCCUCAUUUUGGGUACAUGAUAAAACUGUAUUAUGAUAAAUAAUAUGAUAAGUA
This is a messenger RNA of Siniperca chuatsi (mandarin fish), 3224 nucleotides long. It is a transcript of the gene fgf7, whose product is annotated as fibroblast growth factor 7. The transcript has 4 exons. Lineage: Eukaryota; Metazoa; Chordata; Actinopteri; Centrarchiformes; Sinipercidae. Gene Ontology annotation, cellular component: cytoplasm. Bases 757 to 1365 code for a protein of 202 amino acids. The record is from RefSeq and is a predicted model, not a curated record. Gene Ontology annotation, molecular function: growth factor activity; type 2 fibroblast growth factor receptor binding. Gene Ontology annotation, biological process: positive chemotaxis; cell differentiation; positive regulation of DNA-templated transcription.